AAAUUCAAUUAAAAUGUCCAGUGACUAUUAUGGAUCACUGGCGGGCUCUUCGCUGCCACCCAGUUCAUCCUCGUCGGCAGGCAAUAAUCAAUGUACUUCAACACGCUGGCUAACCGAAGAAGUUUUCGCAUUAAUAGAUCUAGUGCAGCGAAAUGAAGCUAUUUAUAACCCACGUCACAAAUACUAUUUCUGUCGUCCCUAUGUGGAGAACUUUUGGCGUGAGGUGGAUCUGAAAUUGGAGAAGAAUCCUGGUGCCAGUUUGGCCAAAUGGACAAAUUUACGCAUCUCGUUCCGUCGAGAAUAUACGAAUUAUUUGGAAGAGAAAGUACCACCAUGUUGGACAUAUUUCGAUCGUAUGUUCUUCCUGCAUCCCUACUUAAGGAAGAAACAUCAACAGUCCAAGUCGCUGGAUUCUCAAGUACAAGAUGCUUUGGUGCAGAUAAGUUCACUAUCCAACCGUUUGCAACGGGAAAGAGCUGUGGCUGCUGCUGCCGCCGCCAAUACCUUGGGUCCCACAAAUAACACGGCCGGUUCGUCACCUUCCCAACCACAAUUGGAUAACUAUUUGGAAUAUUUUGAUGAUCCCGAAAAUAACCCCUCCGAAUUGGAUGACAUGAUGGAUGAAGAGCAUCCCAACUCAUCGCAGUUUGCCCACUCCACACUGGCCAAUGAUAUUAAAUCGGAAUGUGAAGAUAAUAACGAUGAAUACGAUAAUGUAGAACGUCCUGGUGACGAUGAUGAUUUACAUGAUGCCGAUGGAGAUGCGGAUGUAAGAAAUUUUGAUUAUCAAACGGAAAAGCGUCAAACGCCACAACAUCAUCAGCGGUUGCAAAACUUGCAGCGACUUCAAACACGCCCCUAUUACGAAGAGUUUCGUAACAAAAGAGCUAGAUCUCAGGAUAGCAUAUCCAGUUCUCAAGCUUUUGCCACACCACCAUCCAUAAAUAAUGUAUCUUUUGUAAGACCCACAUUUACCAAACCAUUGGAUGUGGUCAGCACAACAACGACAACACAAAGUCACAACUCUUCCUCGGGUCGCAGCAAUAAUUCCGGUAGUACGGGUUCUAACAACUCGACAUCUAUGUCGAAUGCUGAUACCGAGGCCGUUAGCAAUUCAAGUGCAAUAACAACAACACGUUCAUUAACACAACACCAUCAUAUGCCCUAUUCUGCAUCAACAAUGUCCCAUGUCGCACACCAACAGCAGCAGCAUCAUCAUCAUUCUGCACGUUAUGAGAUCUCCAAUUUAAAUGCCCAACCUAGUCUAGCUACCAGCAAUAGCAAUGCGCCGUCAAGUGGCGGUCACCAGUUCUCCAAUGGACUCGGCAAUUCAUUGGCCAUUGCUGCUCCCACAGCAAGUACACCUGAGCUAUGCGAUUGCAAAACCGAUCCAGAUGCUAUGUUCUUAAUGAGUCUUUUGCCAGACAUACAAAAGCUGAACGGACGUGAUCGUGGCAAAAUAAAAAUUGCUUUUCAAAAUAUAUUACAAGACUAUUUGUAUCCCGACUAAGCUGG
Musca vetustissima is the source of this 1515-nucleotide messenger RNA. Its product is annotated as ell-associated factor Eaf. Gene Ontology annotation, molecular function: DNA binding. The record is from RefSeq and is a predicted model, not a curated record. The transcript is spliced from 3 exons. Gene Ontology annotation, cellular component: nucleus; transcription regulator complex. NCBI's taxonomy places the organism in Eukaryota, Metazoa, Arthropoda, Insecta, Diptera, Muscidae. Bases 14 to 1510 code for a protein of 498 amino acids. Gene Ontology annotation, biological process: regulation of transcription by RNA polymerase II.